Sorex araneus (European shrew) is the source of this 3114-nucleotide messenger RNA. RefSeq names its product F-box and WD repeat domain containing 10B (gene FBXW10B). The coding region runs from base 1 to 3114 and encodes 1037 amino acids. Gene Ontology annotation, molecular function: protein binding. Lineage: Eukaryota; Metazoa; Chordata; Mammalia; Eulipotyphla; Soricidae. The record is from RefSeq and is a predicted model, not a curated record. The transcript has 13 exons.
AUGGAAGAGCUCGAACCAAGAUGCAGGAAUCUCUCUUUUUUUUGUGGUGAUAAGAAGGCCGAUUCUUUCCCUGUGUGCCAGAAGUGUGAAGCAUGUAUCUUGGCUUGGCAGGUCUUCUCUACCAAGGAGUGGUUCCAACGAAUCAGUGAGAUAUCACAGAGGAGGUUUCUAGUUAACAUCCUGGUGCAGUUAGAUAGCAUGUAUUUGUUAAACUACUUUCAAAGUAUCCUUCAGACCACGCAGGGGAAGGAUGCCAUCUAUAACAGGACCCGGAUCAGCAUCAGAAAGGAGGGGAAAAUUGUGACAUCCUCCUUGAGCCAAGUGUUGGAUAAAGCAAUAGAAGAGAAGAUGAAGGAGAUUUUAUACUGGUUUAGGAAAAGCACCCACCAGACUAAAGCAAAUUAUACCCUCUUGCUGCUGCAGAUGUGUGAGCCCAAGUUACUACUAACUGCUGCCAAUGUCAUCAGAAACCUGUUUAUGAAAGACCAGAACUCAGAGAUCAAGGAAGAUUCCAACAAUCUAUUUUUCUUUUCUGAGAAAAACUCCCAGUCAGAUAUUGCAUUUGGGAUUGAUGAAACCAACUAUACAUCCGUCACCGUGUCUAAAACUUCAGAAAUAGAAAAAUUGUUUGAAAAUGUUGGGGGAGAGUCAUUUAAAACUGGUCUACCAAAGGAUUUACUUCAGUGUAUUUCCAAGAUGGAUAGACUGUUUUCUGAAAAAGCAAACAAGUCAUUUUAUGCUCACUCAGACCUUCUGAUUACCUUAGAGGCUAUUGGUGACUUAACCUCUGGGAGCAGGAAAUACUGUGACUUCAUCCAUUACCUGCCUGUCCACCUCUCCAAGUAUAUUCUAGGCAUGCUAAGUAAAAGCACCCUGAACAGAUGUGCCUGUGUGAGCAAGCACUGGGCUAUACUGACACAGCAGGUCAAGAUGGAGCUGUCAAUGCAUACGUUCCUUCAGAAUAAGAUUUCAUACUUGCAGGGUUCCUACACGAAGGGAGUAGAUCCAACCUAUGCCAACAAGCUUUUUAUCCCAGUUCCUAAAAUGGUAGAUGAUGCUAAAUACACACGUGUGAAAAAUCAAAAAUGGAAACUGAGGACAAAGAGUGACUACAACUUGUGGACUGCAUACCAGAACCAGGAAACUGAGCUAAUCCAGAUGGAGGAGAGAAAUGUCUUCUGUGGUACUUACAAUGUCCGCAUUUUAUGUGAUAUGUGGAACCCAAACAGAGUCAUUCACUAUUCUGGGGGAGAUUUUCUAGCUUUCACAUCCAAUCGGAAGAUCUACCUUUUGAAUAUCAUAAAAGUAAAGAAAAUACACACUGAGUUCAGAGGCCACGCAGGGAGUAUCCGCACUAUCAUCUUGUGUGAGAAGGAACACUUUCUCCUGAGCGGGAGUUAUGACCUGAGUAUCAGAUAUUGGGAUCUGAAAAAUGGGGCUUGCAUACGAGUCUUCAGUGGUCACCAUGGCACAAUCACUUGCAUGGAUAUAUGUAAAAACAUGUUGGUAUCUGGAGCAAGAGAUUGUCAGAUAAAAGAAUGGGACCUAGAUACAGGGAAGUGCCUCAAGACCUUGAAACAAAAAGAUCCCAUUUUGGCCAUUAGGAUCAAUGACACCUACAUUGUGAGCGGCUGUGAGCGAGGAAUAGUCAAAGUGUGGAACAUUGUCACAGCCCAACUAAUAAAGUCUCUCUUUGGUCACGAAGGAGCUGUGAGAUGUCUGUACUUUGACCAGUGGCAUCUACUCUCAGGAAGUUCUGAUGGUCUGGUCAUGGCCUGGAGCAUGGUAGGAAAAUAUGAGCGAUGCCUCAUGGCCUUCAAGCAUCCAAAGGAAGUACUCCACGUGGUUCUUCUCUUUCUUCGAGUCAUCAGUGCCUGUGCAGAUGGCAAGAUUCGUAUUUACAAUUUCCUAAACGGGAACUGCCUAAAGGUGAUAAAGGUUAAUGGCAGAGGUGAUCCUGUGCUGUCCUUCUUUAUUCAGGGCAACAGGAUGGUGAUCAACACAGAGAGCAAUGUUCUCUUGUUCCAGUUCGAGAAUAUAAAGUGGCAGUACUCUGUAGACCGGGUCAAACAGAAGAAGGAUAGAGAAGAUGACAAGGAAGAAAAUGGCCUCUCAGAUAUUCCCUCCAAAUCCAGCACUCAGGGACACAGUGUGAAAGACUCCAGGUCUAGUAAAUAUAUUGUGGCGCCAGAGUUAUUCUCGAGUAAACCUCACAAGACCCGAACCAUCCAGAGGACUUCCAGGAUACAGGCAGGUAAAGGACUUGAAUCAGAUAUUCUUAAAAGUAGCAGUAGAGCAGGAAAGAAUGUGCCAGAUGAUGGGGAGAAAGUACAAAACCAAGAACAACUAGAAAUUCCAAUGAAAAAGUCCUGGAAAAUCCCUAUGAGUCCUGACCGCUUCCUCCUGACUGUUAAUGCCCUGCAGAAAGCCCAUCAUGCAGGGACAUCUGCCUAUCCCCAUCAGCCCCACAGCCAAACCACUGGUGCUUUGGGACCUUCAAUUUUAUACUCAAGAAAGGUUCUGAGCUUCAAAGGAAAAUCUGUACAACCUGAAGUUGAUCGAUUAAGAAGUAGUUACCUUCCCAUACAUGUGAAACAAACAAAUAUGCCUCUUGAAAUCCAGAAACUGAAGCCAAACUUGAAGAAAUCUUUACACAGUCCCCAAAUCCAGUCCAGCAUACCCCAGCCCAUGAUUAUUCACUCUACAUGCGCUGGUGACUCAAAGGGUAAAGAUCAGACAAUAAGCUCAACUGAUAGGACAGGAGGCAGCUAUAGCCCCUUAACUAGUAUGCAUGUCAUUAAGUCAAGUCGGAUGCUGGCUCCACCAGGUGGCACAGUGACCCAGUCUCUCAAGAAAGAAAAGCCUCACUUCUACCCGUCCCUCGAUCCAUUCAGAAUGAACACUGAGUUCAUGUUGCUGACUGUGAAGGAGGAGAAUGAGUACAGGGAAGCCAAAUUGAAGGAAUAUCAGGCAACAAAGACCACUGGAAAGAUCAGUCCAGAAAAAGCAAGCCGAAUAGCAUGGCUUAGGAAGAUCAAAGGUCUGCCAAUAGAUACUUUCAUGAAGCAAGGGAAAAUAGCAGCCCCUGAACUUGGACAAAACGUUUUUAUCUGA